CGAACAAGUUGAAGGGUCAGUUCGGUAAACGUAAUUGACAAUCCUAACUCUCUCUCUCUAUAUAGGUAAACAAGCCGGGUAACAAGAGCACGGUAGAGCAGUUGAAAUUUUGUUCGUCUUCUAGCUCUAGUGAUCAUAUAUGGCUGCUGCUGCUGCAUCAUGGGGGGCGACACAGGAGGUGUCUUCAUCGUUGUACCCCAACCCCAUUUCCCCGCCGCAAAAAUACGACGUCUUUUUGAGUUUUAGCGGAUCCGACACUCGCAAGAGAUUUACCAGUCAUCUGUUAGCUUCUAUGGAGCGAAACCGUUUUCGAACAUUCAGAGACGACAAGGAACUGGAGAGAGGAGAGGACAUUGGCGCGGGACUGAUGAAGGCAAUUGAGGAGUCGAGAGUUUCCCUGGUUGUGUUGUCGAAAAGCUAUGCCAUGUCGAGGUGGUGCCUCGACGAACUGGUGAAGAUCAUGGACUGCAAGAAGAAAAAGAAGUUUCAGCAUACGGUCAUACCCAUCUUUUAUGAGAUCGAGCCAUCCGAGGUACGACAUCAAAACGGGAGCAUCGCGGAAGCAUUGGACAAGCACAUGGUGCUGAGUUCCAGGAUGGAGAAAUGGAAAGCUGCUCUAACUGAUGUCGCCCAGUUGUCCGGUUUUGUCUUGCAAAGCAUGGUAGAUAGAGACGAGGCAAGCUUCGUUAAGCUUAUCGUUGAAGAGAUUGAGCGACAGCUUAAUCCAACCAUGCGUCUACAUGUUGCAGACCACUCAGUUGGAAUGAUACCUCGUUUACAAAAGCUUCUCAAAUUACUGUCUAUGGAGUCAUCAAAUGAUGUUCGCAUUGUUGCAAUAUGGGGAAUUGGUGGCUUAGGCAAAACAACAAUUGCCAAAGCUGCAUAUAACCAUAUUUCUUGUCAGUUUGAAGGUAGCAGCUUUGUCGCAGAGGUUAGACAAACUUCCCAACAACCAAAUGGUUUGUUUCUUUUGCAAAAACAAAUUUUAUCUGACAUCUUGAGAAAAGAAAAUUGUAGCAUACAAAACAGCCACGAGGGAAUCGAAUUCAUUAAAAGGAGAGCUUUUUGUGGAAGAAGAAUUCUACUUGUUUUAGAUGACGUAGAUGAUGUCCAACAGUUGAAAGCACUAGCUAUCGAUCCAAAAUUUCUUCAUAGUGGGAGUAGAAUCAUCAUUACCACUAGAGACAUUUCUUCCCUAAGUUCACUUAGAUUAGUAGCUGAGAUUUAUAUGCCAGAAUUAUUGAAUAAGAAUGAAUCACUUCAAUUGUUUAGUUGGCAUGCCUUCCAAAAGGAUCAUCCUUUGGAAGACUACGUGAGGCUUUCAAAUGAAGUAGUGAAUUAUGCCGGAGGAAUUCCAUUAGCUCUUGAAGUUUUGGGUUCCUUCUUGUUUGGCAAAACAAAAUCUGAAUGGAGAAGUGCAAUGAUAAAAUUAAAAAAGAUUCCUCAUGAUGAUGUUGUAGGAAAACUUAAGAUAAGUUUUGAUUCCCUCAAUAAAGAGGAAAAGGAUUUGUUCCUAGAUAUAGCAUGCUUUUUUGCUGGCAUGAGUAGAAACUUCACCAUCAAAGUAUUGGAAGGUUGUAACUGUUUUCCAGAAAUUGGGAUUCGAUGCCUAGUUGAUCGCUGUCUCAUAAAAUAUGAGUUUGGAAAUACGUAUGGAUAUGAAUCCCGAUACAUGUAUCAGAUAAUGAUGCAUGAUUUGCUUCGGAAUAUGGGUAAAGAGAUAGUUCGACAAGAGUCAAUUAAAGAUACAAGCAAACGUAGCAGACUGUGGGAUCACGAGGAUGUUCUUGAAAUGUUGAGACAUGACGAGGGAACUGAAGCAAUUGAGGGUCUUAUACUAUCACCAUCGGAGGCAAAGGAUGUGAAAGUAAAUGCAGAAGCAUUUAAAAAGAUGAACAAACUCAGAGUACUUCAUCUAGACCAUGUUCACCUUGGUUCAGGUUAUGAGCAUCUAUCCAAGAGGCUAGUAUGGCUACGUUGGCAUGGCUUUUGUCUCAAAUUUGUGCCAUCACAGUUAUGCAUGGAGACCUUGGUUGCUCUUGACUUGAGUCACAGCAUGAUAAGACAAGUUUGGAAAGGAACCAAGACUUUGGGUAAGUUGAAAUUCCUUUAUCUUAGCCAUUGCUAUUACCUAACCACAACCCCUGAUUUCUCUGCUCUCUCCAAUAUUGAGGAACUAUUUCUCAACAACUGCAUAAGGUUGUUAGAGGUUGAUGAGUCUAUCAGAUAUCUGCGCAAACUUGUGGUUCUAAACCUUGCGAGCUGUAAAAACCUCCGGAAGCUUCCCUCAGGGUCGUGGAUGUUGAAUGCAAAAAUACUUAAUCUCUCUGGUUGUUCCAAACUUGAACAUUUUACGGAAUUCCAAGAACUAAGGUCAAAAUCAAGGUGUGCAUUGUUGUCAUCUUUGGCACUGCGGACAAAGAGCAUGGGUUCUGUUUUUCUGUCAAUGAACUCUGUGCAGGGCUUGAGGUGCUUAAAGCUAUUGCGCGUAGCAAACUGCAAUUUGUCAUACAUACCUGCUGAAAUUGGGAAAUUGAUCCAUUUGGAGUGUUUGGAUCUGGUGGGUAACAACUUUUGCAGCUUGCCGGAAAGCAUCAGUAACCUUACUAACUUAAUGCACUUCAACUUGAGUUAUUGUGAAAGACUUCGAUCCCUCCCAAGGCUUUCAGCAGGUAUACGGGUUUUGGAAGUUCAAAACUGCACAUCUUUAGAAAGCAUUUCACUUGAAUCGGACUGGCAAGACACAGACAUGUUCUUUAAUAAUUGUCCUAAAUUGGCUCAUACCCAUUAUGCACACGAUCUUGAAAGAAGUUUGCUCAUGUCCAUGAAAUCGGGUUCACUUAGCAUCUCUCUUUCGGGGGACAUGUUUCUGAAUUGGUUGGAGUACCAGAACGCAGGACCCCAUAUAUCUUUCGUGGUGCCACCUCAUAUGCAUCAAAAUUUAAUAGGGUGGAUCUUUUGUGCUGUCUACACAAUUGAGGAAUAUUUAUGGGGCAUUGGGUGCACAAUACACAAUAAAACCAAAGGCAUUCAAAUUGGUCACGACCAAUACGUAUCUGUGAAACUUGUGGAUGGAAUCCACUCUGGAGAUAUGACAAUGUUGGGCUAUGUUUCAUUUUCUCUCAAAGGUAUCGACAUACAGAGGGGUGAUGAAGUAGAGAUUUCCUUACACAAAGUGAUGGUGAAGAAGUCCGGGAUACAUCCCCUUUACAAGGCUGAUGUCUGAUGAUAAGAACAUGGAUUAAUUCUUUUGAUACUGAUCUUAGUUCCAAACGAACCAAACAUGAGGUCAAAAUUUUCAACUGUUCUAAGAUGCCUGGUCUAGUGAAGAGUUAGAGGUCUCUUCCUAUACGCGUGUGUAUGUCUCCCAUUUGUUGUUUUGUUGUUUGAAGGGGCCUCUGGACUUUUGGGUUUGCCCAGGCUGUAUUCAUUGUCUUAAAAGGAAAACAUGAUUAGUCAUUGAUUA
Messenger RNA from Diospyros lotus (date-plum), 3466 nucleotides. RefSeq names its product disease resistance protein RPV1-like. NCBI's taxonomy places the organism in Eukaryota, Viridiplantae, Streptophyta, Magnoliopsida, Ericales, Ebenaceae. The record is from RefSeq and is a predicted model, not a curated record. The coding region runs from base 140 to 3226 and encodes 1028 amino acids. Gene Ontology annotation, molecular function: protein binding; ADP binding. The transcript has 5 exons. Gene Ontology annotation, biological process: signal transduction; defense response.